This is a messenger RNA of Linum tenue, 2386 nucleotides long. NCBI's taxonomy places the organism in Eukaryota, Viridiplantae, Streptophyta, Magnoliopsida, Malpighiales, Linaceae. The record is from the annotation of a GenBank genome assembly.
AUAAAUCUUUCAUCCUCCUCCAACCAACUCAAUAUGAAUUCACCUACCGUAUUUAUAUGUAGGUUAGCGUAAAAUGAUGUUCUCACGCGCCGUUGAGUCACGAGUGUCACAAUCGAACGACAGAUCCAGUGACACAAGAAUAUUGUUCUGCUGAUCUCAUAAAUACGUCAACCAAAUUCCCGUCAGAAAAUACAAAAAGAACACAAAUAGAGUAAAAUAGCAUCACUUCCUUAUCUUUUCACUCCAUUGCUCUCCACACACUCCACUCCACUACACACAUUAUAAACACUUUGAGUUUGGGUUGUGAAAGUGAUCACUCAACUACCACCUCACUACUAAAACUCCACAGGGGCAGAGUGAGAGCUUAGCUUGAAAAGACUACCUUGGGCCUCUGGCUACUGCUCUGCUUCUCUCAUCAACCCACAAACAUGGUCACUUCAGAUUCUCCUCCCUCAAAGCAGGAGAAUCAGCCGGAGAAAUGGAAACAGGGCACCGGAGGAGCAGGGGAUCCCGACGGCCGGCGAGCCAAAUGGUGGUACUCAACCUUCCACGCCGUCACCGCCAUGAUCGGUGCAGGCGUGCUCAGCCUCCCCUCCGCCAUGGCAUUCUUGGGCUGGGGACCAGGGACCAUGGUGCUAGUGCUGUCAUGGUGCCUGACGUUGAACACGAUGUGGCAGAUGAUCCAGCUCCACGAGUGCGUCCCCGGGACUCGAUUCGAUCGGUACAUAGACCUCGGAAGGCAUGCCUUCGGCGAGAAGCUCGGGCCGUGGAUCGUUCUGCCUCAGCAGUUGAUUGUUCAGGUUGGGUGUGAUAUCGUGUACAUGGUGACCGGCGGCAAGUGUUUGAAGAAGUUCAUGGAGAUUGCUUGCUCCAGUUGUACACCGAUCAAGCAGUCAUAUUGGAUCGUCAUGUUUGGAGGGAUUCACUUCUUUCUGUCUCAGCUGCCGAACUUCAACUCUGUCGCUGGCGUCUCUCUGGCUGCUGCAGUCAUGUCUCUCUGGUAUGUUCUUCUUUCAUACGGCCAAGUAGAGAAAUUCCUAUUAUCCAUGAAAUUCGCUGUUGUACGAUUCGAACAGAAGACUUUAGGGGUGGAUUACGGUCGGUUUCGGUUUAACCGAAAAUCAAAAUCUCGAUGAUUGGUUAGCCGAACACGACCAAAAUCCCCACUGAUAGCCGGAUGAAAAAGAAGCUCGGUUAAGCGAGGCGGUUUUUGGCUCGGUUAGCCGCGCAACCAAAAUUUUGAUGAUGGGGUCGGUUUUAACCGUUAACAGAAUGGUAACGAACCCGACAACAAGUCCAUCUGCAUAAAAAAAAAAAAGAAGCUACUCAACCAUAGCGUGGGUCGGGUGCCUGAGCCACGGGAGGGCACCGGACGUGACGUACGACUACAAGCAGACCAGCCCAGCGGACUCGAUGUUCAGAGUGUUCAACGCUUUGGGCCAGAUCUCGUUCGCAUUUGCGGGCCACGCGGUGGCCCUGGAGAUCCAGGCCACCAUCCCUUCGACACCAGAAAGGCCCUCCAAGGUGCCCAUGUGGAAGGGCGUGAUGGGGGCCUACUUCGUCAACGCGAUUUGCUACUUCCCAGUGGCGAUGAUUGGCUAUUGGGCCUUUGGGCAAGAUGUGCAGGACAAUGUGUUGAUCGACCUCCAGAGGCCCGCCUGGCUCAUUGCCACCGCCAACCUUAUGGUUGUCGUUCACGUCAUCGGCAGCUACCAGGUAUACGCGAUGCCAGUAUUUGAUAUGCUAGAGAGGAUGCUUGUGAAAAAAUUGAACUUCACCCAAGGGUUGCCUCUUAGACUUGUAGCCCGAUCAACAUAUGUUGCAUUUACACUAUUUGUUGGAGUCACUUUCCCGUUCUUCGGCGACCUGCUUGGCUUCUUCGGUGGAUUUGGCUUUGCACCAACUUCAUUCUUCCUCCCAAGCAUAAUGUGGUUGAUCCUCAAAAAGCCUGAAAGGUUCAGCCCCAACUGGUUCGUCAAUUGGGCUUCGAUUGUAAUUGGAGUGUUCGUUAUGCUGGCGUCUACAAUUGGCGGGUUUCGCAACAUUAUCAAGGAUUCCUCCGGUUAUAAGUUCUACGCCUGAAAAAGAAACCAAGAGAAGAAAAAAGUUAAAAGGAUUAAGUAGAUUUAGUAUUUGAUGAAGUUGUUAAUUUGACUACAGAUGCUCUAAGUUGUCUUGAAAGUUUCCCCAGUGUAGCUGCUUCGACGUACUACUCUAUAUAUAGGGUUGGACGAUGUAUUACUGAUUCUUAAUUAUGCUAAAAGGUCAUUUGGAAACUUUGAUUUCCGAAAUGGUGUAUUAAAAUUUGAUGUAUACUAAGAAUGUGCGGGUAUUAAUAAUGUUUUGUUUGGAAAUCAUAGAAGAAUGCAUGAAUUAUACUUGAAAA